This is a messenger RNA of Psilocybe cubensis, 375 nucleotides long. RefSeq lists its product as uncharacterized. The record is from RefSeq and is a predicted model, not a curated record. Lineage: Eukaryota; Fungi; Basidiomycota; Agaricomycetes; Agaricales; Agrocybaceae. The transcript has 5 exons. The coding region runs from base 1 to 375 and encodes 124 amino acids.
AUGGCAAUAGUGACGUGCUUGAAAAUUCUGUAUCACACCAUCAAACAAUGCCUUCUUCAGAUCGGACAACAUUAUUAUUCACUCAUCUCAGGAACUCCUAGCAUGAGCUUCGACUCAAUGAACUCUCUACCAGGAAACAACAUGACUGAUAUGGUAGUGGAAAGUGCUGCUGAACGUUCUGUGGACAAAGCUCGUCGAAAUGUCCAUGAAGUAGAAGCUCGGAAUAGGGAAAUUCACAGGCUGCUAAUACAGGAAGCCUACACUGCUGCUGUUCUUCGUGAACAGCUCGAGCAGAAGGAACGAUGCCUCAAUGCUCUUAAAUAUCUUUUGACGUGCACCAUUUGCCACGACUCUGUCAAACAGCCUACCAUGUGA